CUUUCCUCAGCUUGUUUUCCGAAAGCUGCGCCCGCCUUUUGAGAGAAUAAAAAUCAAACAGGCUCGCAUUGCUUCGCAGUUCUACCCUCACGUUUUGCCCAUUCAUCCUGGUUCUUUCUCUCAGCUGCCUCUAUGCAUCCUUCGAGUUCUUCGUCUGUGCAUUCGUACUUUUCUCAGCAGCCGUCUCUACCUCUCUACAUAUCUCGGUCUGCGGAUCUAUUUCCAGCUUCUCACUCUGAUUUGCUUUCCUCCAGUAUUUCCGCUUCGGUAAAGCAUAGUACUUUACGUUCCACACCACACAAUGUAUCGCCCGAGAAAAAACGCUGGCCCGGCUAAUCGCUUGGAGAUAUCUUCGUCUCCAGAACCUCAGCAACCUACCUCAUCACCCACUAGAGGUGAUGCUCAAGCGAAUGUCCAGGCUACUUCACAACCUAUAUUUCGCCCCGUCAGACGCAACACACGGCCGGGCUUGAUUUCUAUAUCAGGUGCUCAUGCUGCUCAGCCCACCAGUCGACCGGCUAAAAGCGUUGCACCACCUACUUUAUCUUCUAUAUCAACUGCUCAAGCUGCCCAGCCUACCUUUCGCCCUGCGAGGAGCAUCGCCCAGCCUGAACUAUCUUCAAUACCGUCUGUUCAAGCUGCUCAGCCUACCUUUCGCCAACCUAGGACCGUCCCACAGCCUAGUCUCUCUUCUAUACCCACAGCUCAAGCUGCCCAGCCUACGUUUCGCUCAAUUAGAAGCGCUGCACCAUCUACUUUAUCAUCUACGACAGCCACUCACACUCCUCAGCAUCCUAUACCUCACUCAUACAGAAGUGUUGGAGUACAGGUUAAUUUGCCCCCUCCUCCAGCCCCAACUCCAGCCCCUCUGCCAGCGGCGAGAGAAAGCAGACCGGCCGUUACAGCAACGCCUCGACGUGCUCCAUUUCGUCCUGUGAAAAAAAGCACUACAUUGGGGCAUACCCCUGAUACAGCGAUAAACAUACCCGAAGGAACAAUAGCUACGCCUGAUACGGCGACGAAUGCGCCUGCAACUGCCCCUAUCCACGAGUUCAUCUGCCUUUACAGCCACGAUCUCCGCCGCAAGCAAAAGAGGUGGCAAGAUGGCACCCUGAGAUUUCAUACAUUUAACCAGAAAUUCAUGGUAUAUGAUGAAAAUGGGGUCUACGUCGGCGAGGGACACUGGCAGGGAGAUGUAGACGACUUCCAGGAGGGUCUCGAGAUCAAGCUAGAUCGACCCAUGGCAUGUCUCCAAGUUAUGGAGUGCACAGGGACAAAGGAGCAAGACCUUUCGCAGGUCUUGGGCAAGCGUGUACGGGAGGUUGAGGAGAGGCGGGCUGCAAGGGCCCCGGCGAGGAGGAAUAGGGAGAUUGCAGCGCCAGUAGAGAUUGCACCAGAUGAGGCACCUGCUACUGUGAUCCCUCUAACGCCUCCUAGGAAUAUGGGAGGUGCCUCUACUGCUGCAAGUCAUCCACCGGCUCCUAGGAAUAUGGGAGCUGCAGGUGCCUCUACCGCUGCAAUACAUCUGAUGCCUCUUAAGAAUAUGGGAGCUUGGAGUAAACAUGCGGAGGAUUUGCUUGGAAGGGGCCGGCCGAUACGUAGAUAGUCUUUUUUAACGACAUCAGUGGGUCAAUGUUAGACAGUCGGAGUAAAGUGUUUUAUGGGGUGUGAGAUAGGUGAUAUGCGAGGUGUGAGAUGAGUGUUUCCAAAAAUAUGAGGUAAUUCAUGGG
Molecule: messenger RNA, 1730 nt
Organism: Trichoderma asperellum CBS 433.97
Lineage: Eukaryota; Fungi; Ascomycota; Sordariomycetes; Hypocreales; Hypocreaceae
Biological process (GO): double-strand break repair
Cellular component (GO): nucleus; site of double-strand break
Source: RefSeq, a predicted model, not a curated record